Vespa mandarinia (Asian giant hornet) is the source of this 667-nucleotide messenger RNA. RefSeq names its product Dynein axonemal assembly factor 6 (gene Dnaaf6). Gene Ontology annotation, cellular component: cytoplasm. The record is from RefSeq and is a predicted model, not a curated record. NCBI's taxonomy places the organism in Eukaryota, Metazoa, Arthropoda, Insecta, Hymenoptera, Vespidae. Gene Ontology annotation, molecular function: dynein intermediate chain binding; protein-folding chaperone binding. Gene Ontology annotation, biological process: axonemal dynein complex assembly.
AAAAGAGAUUCGAAUUAUUUAAAAUAUGGAUAGUUUUUUUGGAUAUAAAGAAAUACAAGCAUUACGAAACCUAAUAUCCCCAUCAGAAGACGACUCGGAUUCUGAAGAAUUGUAUCAAAAUGAAGUAAAGAGAAAAGGUCCAGGCGAUAUAGAAGUUCAGAAAGAUGUACCUCUUAAUAAUUUAAAGCCACACACUCCUCUUAAAGAAAAAGAUGACAUUUGGCAUUCAUCGGAAAUACACACUCUUCCUAUUUCUGAAAUAAAUGAUCCAAGAAAAGUACCAGAAUAUGAAAUCAAAUUUAAACAAUCAGUGAAAACAGAAGAUAUUUUUUUAAAUAUGGGUUUUAAAACACCUGGCACUGCAUCUUGCGAAUGGAUUUCCGUGUUAAUAAAACUUCCUCAAGAAGUUCAAGAGAAAAUUGAAUUGUCCGUUGAACCAAAGAUAGUUGAUGUGCGUAGUCCUAAAUACCGAUUGCAUCUUCCAACACCUCACGAAGUAAAUCCUAAUGCAUCACAUGCAAAAUGGCAUAACGAUACGGACACAUUAGAACUCACUUUACAACUCGUACGAGAAUUAGAUGACAUAAACUUUUAACAAGUACAUCAACACAAAAAACAUUUAAUUUGGAUUAAAUAUUAGUAGAAUACAAUAGGUGGAAAAAAAGAG